GGCAACUAUUGGAAAAGGUCGUCGGGUGGUGUCCACGCGCUCCCGCAGCAAAAAGUGACCACGAUUGAUUAUUUCGCUCCUAUAUAUAAAGACUUCUUUCGUCACAUUUCUAAAACUCACACCAAGCUUCUUCUAUUCGUCAAUCAUCACUUCUCAAUUAGCUCUUUACAAAACUGUUUUAUUACUUCAAAAAAAAUACAAAAAAAAAAGUUUCUUGUUAUAACACUAAAUGGCGAUCUUCAAGAUUCUUGUAUUGUUGUUGAGUUUGUCUUGUUUCUGUCAAGCACAACUUUCUCCUUCUUUCUACGACCAAACUUGUCCAAAUGCUCUCUCGACCAUCCGGUCUUCAAUCCGAACCGCAAUCAGCCGUGAACGUAGAAUGGCUGCUUCUCUCAUCCGUCUCCAUUUCCACGACUGCUUCGUUAAUGGUUGUGAUGCAUCGGUCAUGCUCGUGGCAACUCCCACCAUGGAGAGUGAGAGAGACUCAUUGGCAAAUUUUCAAUCGGCAAGAGGAUUCGAAGUUAUCGAUCAAGCCAAAUCCGCUGUGGAGAGUGUGUGUCCAGGCGUAGUUUCUUGCGCUGAUAUUAUUGCCGUUGCUGCCAGAGACGCUUCUGAAUAUGUCGGAGGUCCAAGAUAUAAUGUGAAGGUUGGUCGAAGAGAUUCCACUAACGCGUUUAGGGCAAUUGCAGACAGCGGCGAUCUCCCCAAUUUUAGGGCAAGCCUCAACGAUCUCUCUGAACUCUUCCUUAAAAAAGGACUCAACACUAGAGACCUCGUCGCUCUCUCAGGAGCUCACACCUUAGGGCAAUCUCAAUGCCUCACAUUCAAGGGUAGACUUUACGACAACUCGAGUGACAUUGACGCAGGAUUCUCCAGCACACGUAAGCGUCGCUGCCCGGUCAACGGUGGAGAUACGACUCUAGCACCUCUAGAUCAAGUGACACCAAAUUCGUUUGACAAUAACUAUUACAGAAACUUGAUGCAGAAGAAAGGACUUUUGGAGACUGAUCAAGUUUUGUUCGGAACCGGAGCUUCUACGGACAGUAUUGUGACAGAGUACAGCAGAAAUCCAUCACGAUUCGCGUCUGAUUUCGGAGCUGCAAUGAUCAAAAUGGGAGAUAUUCAGACACUCAUUGGUUCAGAUGGACAAAUCCGGAGGAUAUGCAGUGCCGUUAACUAAGAGUUAUUACGUCGGUCUUCUCCGAGAAAGUUUCAAGACUUGAAAAUUCAAUGUUAUUAUGUUUACAUGUAUAUCCAUUUGAUUCAUUGCUGUAAUUGUGUGUAACUAAAUUCCUACGAUAAUUCGUUUGUUAUUUGAAUAUAUUGG
Messenger RNA from Arabidopsis lyrata subsp. lyrata, 1327 nucleotides. RefSeq names its product peroxidase 4. The record is from RefSeq and is a predicted model, not a curated record. Bases 230 to 1180 code for a protein of 316 amino acids. Gene Ontology annotation, molecular function: heme binding; peroxidase activity. Lineage: Eukaryota; Viridiplantae; Streptophyta; Magnoliopsida; Brassicales; Brassicaceae. The transcript has 4 exons. Gene Ontology annotation, biological process: hydrogen peroxide catabolic process; response to oxidative stress.